CGUGUAGCAACACGUGCGCAGAACCGGAACCGUAUGUCUUCCAAUCAAGAAUUGCCACAUUUUGCCGGUUCACCGAAAUAACUCGCACAUUGCAUCAACUAAAUCAGAUAACUUCAACUGAACAACUUUAAUAUUAUAGUUAGGAGGCAUUUCCUGUAAGUAAUGCGCUCCACACAUAUUAAAGAGCUGGCUCUGCUGGCAUGUAUAAGUCUGCUAUUCCCCACCGCCUAUGGGGCAAGUCUGGCCGUAAUGUCCAUUGAUCUCGGGAGUGAAUUCAUAAAAAUAGGACUUGUGAAGCCUGGUGUACCAAUGGAAAUUGUCUUAAAUGAUGAAUCCUCCAGAAAAUCAUCAACUAUUGUUGCUCUUAGAGAUGGGGAUCGACUGUUUGGUACAGCAGCUGAAGCCACUGCUGUGAAAGUGCCAAAGAAGGCCUACUGGUACUUGACUCAAAUCAUUGGUAAAAGGUUUGAAGACCCACAAGUUGAUUUGUACAGGAAAAGAUUCCCUUAUUAUGACAUAGUUAAAGAUGAAGAAAGAGGAACACCUCUUUUUAAAGUAGAUGAUGAGACUACCUACAGUCCUGAAGAGUUAUUGGCCAUGGUCCUCGAAAAAGCAAAGUCCUCGGCGGAAGCAUUUGCUGAUACCCCAAUCUCUGAUGCUGUUAUCACUGUCCCUUCCUACUUCACCCAGUCUGAGAGACGAGCGGUCAAAGAGGCCGCAGAAUUGGUUGGAAUUAACGUCUUGCAGCUCAUCAGUGAUAAUGUUGCAGUGGCCUUGAACUACGGCGUAUUCAGAAGGAAGAUGUUCAACAGCACCACCCAGUAUUACAUGUUUUAUGAUGCUGGAGCCACCAGUACAUCAGCCACACUAGUAGGUUACCAGAUGGUGAAGUCGAAGGAAGGAGACAGAGUUGAGACCAACCCUCAACUGGUCGUCAAGGGAGUAGGUUUUGACAAAUCACUGGGAGGACUGGAGAUGACGCUUCGACUCAGAAACCACCUGGCCAAAUUAUUCAAUGCCCAAAAGAAAACAAAGACUGACGUCUUCACCAAUGACCGAUCAAUGGGAAAACUAUUCAAGGAGGCCAACAGAUUAAAGAAGGUCCUCAGUGCUAAUGUAGAACAUAUGGCACAGGUUGAGGGUCUGCUUGAGGACAUUGACUUCAAAGCCAAGGUCACUCGCGAGGACUUUGAGGAGAUGAACAAGGAUCUGUUUGACCGAGUCACUAAACCAAUCGAAGACGCACUCCAAACAUCACAAGUGACACUGCCUGAAAUCACUGAUGUUAUUUUGAUGGGUGGAGGAACCAGAGUGCCCAAAGUUCAAGAGAAGUUGCUCAAGUUCCUCAAGAGAGAUGUUCUGGGUAAGAGUAUAAACACUGAUGAGGCUGCUGCCCUUGGAGCUGUAUACCACGCAGCAGACCUUGGGAAAGGUUUCAAGGUCAAGAAGUUCUUGAUCAAGGAUGCCUGCCACUAUCCUAUUGUUGUGGAGUUUGAAAAGCAGACUGCUGAAAGUGCUGAAGACAAGCCAAAAAUAGUAAAAAGGACAUUAUUUGGGAGAAUGAACCCCUACCCUCAAAAGAAGGUGAUGACGUUCAACAAACAUGUUAAAGACUUCUCCUUCAAUGUAUCGUAUGGUGACCUGAGUUUUCUUAGUGAAGACGAUUUGAGGUCUUUCCCUGAUCACCUGAUUCACACCUAUCACCUGAAAGGUGUAGAAACUGCAUUCAAGAAGCAUGUUGAGAAAGCCGACAGUAAAGGGGUGAAGGCUCACUUCAGGAUGGACGAGGAUGGAAUCUUACACCUAGAUAGAGUUGAAUUUGUAUUUGAGAAGGAAGGUCCACCAGAGGAAUCAACUUGGUCAAAACUAGGGGAUACUAUAAGUGGAUUUUUUGGAGGCAAAGAAGAUAAGGAGGAUAAGAAACCAACAACAGAUGAAACAGCACAAGAGGGAGACAAACCUGACGAUAAAUCAGGUGAAGGAAAAACGGAAUCUGAGGCUCAACAACCAAAGCCAGACAGUGGGGACAAAAAGAUUCCAGCUGAUGAAGAGAAGAAGAAUGAAGAGACCACAGAAAAACCCACCAAGGAAAAGAGUGAAGAUAAAAAAGAGGAUAAGAAAGAGGGGAAAAAGCAAACUGUCAAAAAAGAAACAGAGAAAGCUGAUAAUACCACUAAAACUGAAAACAAGACAGAGGAAGUCAAGGCCCCCAAAGUGACCUUCAUUAAAGAGGAUAUUUUAGCAGAGAAUGAAUCAUUUGAUAUCCUACCAAUUACUACAGAAAAGUUCAAGGCUGCCAAGAAGAGACUAGCUGAAUUAACAGCAAAAGACAAAGAAAAGAAGUUGUUAGAGAUGGCUAAGAACGAUCUGGAGGCGUACAUCUAUGACAUGAAUGACAAACUGACGGACGAGGACCACGAGAAGUGUUCCACCUCCGCCGAGAGGGAGGAGUACAGCAAGCUGUUCGCGGAGGCCGGCGAGUGGAUGUACGAACAGGAAGAGGAUGCCAAGAAGGAGGUGUACUUGAACAAGUUGAAGGAACUGAAGAAGUUAGUGAAGGACUUGGUGUACAGGGUGAAGGAACUGAAGGAGCGUCCCAAGGCCCUGGAUGCCCUCAACUCCAUGCUUAACCACUCCGAGUUCUUCCUGGUCAGCGUCAGGAACCUGUCCCUAGGGGAGGAUCCCAUGUUUACUGAGGUGGAAGCCACCACGCUGGAGAAACUCAUCAAUGAGACUUAUCAAUGGUUGGAGACCAUGACAAAGGACCAGAAUAUAACACCUCUGACAGAGAAACCCAAACUAUUAGUGGAUGACAUUGCUAUGAAAUAUCAAGCACUGGACAGGGAGGUCAAAUACCUGAUAAACAAGGCGAAGAUGUAUCGACCUAAAACCAAGCCCAAAGCCAGCAAAAACACCACAGCCACAAACAAUACAAAGGCAGAUACCAACUCGUCCGAUUCAACCUCAGGUGAGAGUACAAAAUCUGGUGCUGAUGAAGGUCCCCAGCUAGAUGUACCAGAGACAGAGACCAAAGCACCUAAACGAAGACCCAAUUCCAAACGAGGAGAGGAGAAAUCUGAAGGAGAGGAAGAGAUUUUACAAUUAGAUGAAGGUGAAGGCAGUGAGGGAUCAGAGGGCACAACAACAAAGAAAACGGAAGAUCCCGAUGAUGCGGUUACUCAUGACGCCAGUGACUUAUAACCCCAGUCGGGAUUAGGAUUAAUAUAUUGAACAAUUUACUCAGUGUUGGUGUUGAGACCAUGUGCCUGACAUGCAGAAAAACAGGCAGUUAAAAUAAUAUAUAAAAAAUUUGACUUCGGAAAAUCUGUGAAUUUGGGCUUUACAAGAGCAAAAUGUUAGCAUAGAACAUUAGGACAUUUUUGGUAUUAAAAAGCAAAGUAUUAGAUAAAAGCAUUAGGACUUUCGCAGAUGCAAGUUUUCUUUAAACAGUUCGAUAUCAAAUCUGUAAUAAUUCUGAAAGAAAUUUACAAGAAUUGUACUUGACCAACAACUAAUUAUGAUGACAUAUUUCUUGUCACUGAACAUUCUACAUAUCCAUCUAGGAUAAAAUUGAAUGCCGGACAUUUAUUUCUUCAUCAUAGCCUAAUUUAUUAUCAUGAAAUGUCCAUAACUGUGGAUUGGCAUUAUGUACACUCUACAUCAAAUUUAUUUCAAAACUUUAUGAAAGUUUGUGUAUGUCAACAUGUUCAAACUCAAGUUAGAGUUCAAUCUCAUUGAUUCCCACAGAACCACCAUAGAGAUGCACAUCUGUGUGGUCUGUCAUUUUUAUUGUGCAAUUGUUAUAUUUUUGUAGUGCAAAGUCUGGAUGGUCGGUGAUGAUUAGUGAGUGCUGUCUGAAUGUGCUAAAUGGUUGCUUAAUUGUGUGAGUGAAAGAUGAGGACUUAUUUAUGAAUAUUUUCAAGUUAUUUCAAGAGACUGUCAUUGAGCUUGUUCAAUAGUGAUGAAUGUGUGGUAGAUAAGUGUUUGAUCAGAAUUUGUUGGUUGGGUCUUAACAGCAACAGUUUGGUGCUGUCAGUAUUGAUGAUUUAUUCCUCUGGCAUUGUGUGCAAAAUUUUAGUGUAUUGCGUCAUUUGGUGCACCAGGUCCAUAUGUAUAUCAUACAACAUUCCUGUAAAUUUCAUUAAUAAUGUCAAUGAUCAUUGAUGCAAGAGGAUAAGAGCAUUGCCUCUGUGUGCAUACAUGUAUUAAUGUUUGAAUUAGCAGUUUGAUAGAAAUAUUUAAGAGAUCUUUAUGCUUCAAUGAAAGAUGGUGCACCGAUUUUUCCUUAAAUGUAAGAACAUAAAUUAUUGUUGGUAUAAAAAAAAUGAAUAAAAUAUUUUUUAAAACAUUAA
This is a messenger RNA of Magallana angulata, 4352 nucleotides long. Its product is annotated as hypoxia up-regulated protein 1-like. Bases 163 to 3201 code for a protein of 1012 amino acids. Gene Ontology annotation, molecular function: ATP-dependent protein folding chaperone; ATP binding. Gene Ontology annotation, cellular component: endoplasmic reticulum chaperone complex. Lineage: Eukaryota; Metazoa; Mollusca; Bivalvia; Ostreida; Ostreidae. Gene Ontology annotation, biological process: endoplasmic reticulum unfolded protein response; negative regulation of hypoxia-induced intrinsic apoptotic signaling pathway; cellular response to hypoxia. The transcript has 26 exons. The record is from RefSeq and is a predicted model, not a curated record.